UUUUUUUAAUCUACUUUUAUAUAUGGUGUGAAGUAUACGCGUACGUUUCUUUUACCGGGAACUGUUUACAGGGAAUUUUAAAUAAUUCUCUUGUUAUAAAACAUUUCAAGAAUUUGUGACUAUUUUGGUUAAGGGAUGAAAGCUUUGACUUCAACUAACAGUCCGCUGUGUUGAGAAAAUUAAUGGCAAAUUCUCUCUAUAUUUGAAGCACUGUCGAGUGUACAAGACAAGCAAAAAUAUGGCUUUUAACAGAUAAUGUGGUUUAUGUUCAUUUAGAGAAAUAGACAAUUAUUAGUGCAAAAAUAUAAGAAAAUUACAAAUUUUAUUGAUUCUAAAUUAUAGUGGUAAGAUUUUUCUUUGGUAUUUACACACUUAGGCAAAGGUUUACUCAAAUUAUUUUUUGUACUUAUACCAAGUGGAAGAAAAGACAUGUUUUUCGUAUGUUAAGUUUGAGAUACCCUGUAGGGAGAACAAGGUAUAAGUGGUAACCAACAAUUAUUAUGAUUAAGAUUAGUGCAACGUUAAAGCUCAGUAUAAUAGGAUUAAUCAUUUUUACAAUGAUUUUUCUGCGUUUUCAAGGCUCACUGUUACAACGCAACACUUACUCGUUAACCACAAAAUUAUUGUUAAAUGGAAAGACCUUCCUGCUAUCAACUGGUGACUAUAAUCGUCUAUUGAACAUCAGCUUUAAUUUUUCUAUGAUAAAUCAAGUGUGCCAGGAAAGUGCUCCUGUGUUAGUGCUUAUAGUAGUUCAUUCUGCACCUUCAAAUUUCAAGAAGAGGCAGACAAUAAGAGAUACAUGGGGACAAGUAGAAGAAACUAAACAAAUAGUGUUUAUGAUAGGAGAUCCGAGUUCUCCAGAACAACAAAAAAAGUUAGAAGAGGAAAAUACGUUAUUUGGUGAUAUUGUACAAGGUAAUUUUAUAGACAAUUACAGGAACCUAACUUACAAGCACGUAAUGGUUCUUAAAUACUUUGUUUAUCAUUGUCCGCAAGCGAAAUAUUUAUUAAAAACCGAUGAUGACGUCUUCAUCAACUGGCCAAGUAUGAAAAAUUUCCUCACUUACGAUUUGUGUCCUUCCAGUGAUGAACCAACCAUAUACUGUGUUACUAGAACUCACAGCAAAGUAGAAAGAAACGACUCCAAAUGGGUGGUAUCAUUUGGUGAGUAUCCAGAAGAAGUCUAUCCACAGUACUGUCUUGGAUACGUUAUUGUUUAUACACCAGAAGUCAUAUUUACUCUAUAUAAAGAAGCACAAACAUCAAAUUCCUUUUUAUGGGUGGACGAUGCAUUCGUAACUGGUAUUCUCUUUAAAAAUCUAGAUUAUACUCACACAGAUAUCGAAUCUUUAAAGUUACCAGUCGAAAGUUUGAAUGCUAUUAUUAAUCAUUUACUAACCUUACAAUUAAACCAUUUCUAUUUAAAAUAAUGAACAAAACGAAGAUGAAAACUGUUUGGAAAUAUGUUUCCACACAUGAAGCUCCCAAGAAUGUAUUUACUUUAUAACGAUAAUAAAAGAUUUUAAAGCUCAAA
Molecule: messenger RNA, 1534 nt
Organism: Diabrotica virgifera virgifera (western corn rootworm)
Lineage: Eukaryota; Metazoa; Arthropoda; Insecta; Coleoptera; Chrysomelidae
Product: lactosylceramide 1,3-N-acetyl-beta-D-glucosaminyltransferase-like
Exons: 3
Coding region: 501-1430 (309 amino acids)
Cellular component (GO): membrane
Molecular function (GO): hexosyltransferase activity
Source: RefSeq, a predicted model, not a curated record